This is a messenger RNA of Auxenochlorella protothecoides, 1287 nucleotides long. Its product is annotated as 3-oxoacyl-[acyl-carrier-protein] synthase, mitochondrial. Gene Ontology annotation, molecular function: 3-oxoacyl-[acyl-carrier-protein] synthase activity. The coding region runs from base 1 to 1287 and encodes 428 amino acids. NCBI's taxonomy places the organism in Eukaryota, Viridiplantae, Chlorophyta, Trebouxiophyceae, Chlorellales, Chlorellaceae. The transcript has 5 exons. Gene Ontology annotation, biological process: fatty acid biosynthetic process. The record is from RefSeq and is a predicted model, not a curated record.
AUGCCUGCUGCCGUCCGUCGGGUGUCCACCUGUGUAGACGGCCUGCGCAGGGUGGUGGUCACGGGCCUGGGGCUGGUCACGCCCCUCGGCAUCGGCAAGGAGCUGACCUGGGAUCGCGUGCUGGCGGGCGAGACCGGGGUGCGGGCCCUGGCCCUGGAAGAUCUGCCGGAGUCGCACAGGGACAGCAUGGCGCAGCUCCCCUGCCGCGUGAUCAGCUGCGUCCCCCGCGCCCAGCACACGCCCUACCCCUGGGCGACCCCGCCCGACGCAAAGCGCCACGCGCGCGUGACCACGCUCGCCCUCUGGGCCGCGGCCGAGGCCCUGCUGGACGCGGGGUGGCGCCCGCAGAGCGAGGCGGAGCGCGACGCCACGGGCGUGGCCAUCGGCGUGGGCAUGAGCUUCUCCACCGACCUGGCCGAGGCCGGCGUGCUCAUGUCCCAGGGCAGGCUGCGGCGGCUGAGCCCCCACUUCGUGCCCCGCAUCCUCACCAACUCCCCCGCCGGCGCGGUGAGCCUGGCCCACGGCCUGCGCGGCCCCAACCACGCCGCCUCCACCGCCUGCGCCACGGGCGCGCACGCGCUGGGCGACGCGGCGCGCAUGGUCGCGCUGGGCGACGCCGAUGCCAUGCUGGCGGGCGGCGCGGAGGCCUGCAUCGACGCGGUCGCACUGGCGGGGUUCAGCCGCCUCAAGGCGCUCAGCACGGCCUGGGAUGGGGGGGGCGAGGAGGCGCGCGCCUCGAGACCCUUCGACGCGCGCCGCGACGGCUUCGUGCUGGGCGAGGGGGCGGGGGUCCUGGCGGGGUACGGCAUGUCGGGCGAUGCGCACCACGUGACGCAGCCGCCGCCCGACGGGCGGGGGGCGGCGCUGGCCAUGCCCCGCGCGCUGCGCUCCGCGCGCUGCGACCCGGACGAGGUGGCCUACGUCAAUGCGCACGCCACCUCCACGCCACAAGGCACGGGAGCUUGGUGUGACGCCGUCGAGGCCCGGGCCAUCGCCCAGGUAUUUGGCGGCCGGCUGUCCUUGGCCGUGUCAUCCACCAAGGGGGCCAUGGGCCACCUCCUGGGGGCUGCAGGGGCGGUGGAGGCCGCCAUGGCGGUGCUGGCCCUGUACCAUGGCGUGGCGCCUCCCACGCUCAACCUGGAGGACCCUGAGCCGGCAGGGCUGCUGCCGGGCCUGGUGGGCCCGACGCCCCUCACGCUGCCGCCCGGCGCCGGGGCGGUGCUCACGAAUUCUUUCGGCUUCGGGGGCACAAAUGCGGCCCUGGUUUUCACCAGGCAUGCAGCCUGA